AUGUUGAGUCUGAUAACCGACCCCAACUGUCUGUAUUGCCGUGUAGCGCGCUUCAAGUACGAGCCUGGUGUCGAUUUAUCCUCAUUCCGCCAGCUUCUGAACUUCACCUGGAAGGGCCUUCGUCCCGUUCAUAUGCAACCUCUUUCCGUCGUCCUGCAGAACAAUUCGGCGCAUCUUAAGAGGCUGGAAUUGAAUUUUGUCAACUUGCUCGAAAUCUUUAGCGUUAAUGACAGCCUUGGUCAUGACGACAGCGACGCCAGCAACUCUAGUGAUGACCAAGAUGACGGAAUGUUUAACACUUCCAGCAACACCGGCGACGUUGAAGAUGAGACAAUGCGCAGGAUGAAAAAGCCGAGUUUCUUUGCUUCCACCGUUCUUGGAGUGGACCCAAACUCCCCAGCCCUGCUGUUCCCAAAAAUCCGCGUCUUGUCCCUCUCUCUGGUACCCUUGACAGCAAGUAUGGCUCUCGUAUUCAAUUUCGACACGCUCGUCUCACUAAAGCUGCGAUUUUGCCCCCAUUGGGAUGCCUUCAUCAAGAGCGUUUUGAAGCUCAACCUCCCGAUCAAGCUGAGGACACUCGAGAUACAGGACGAUGACAACGAGGAUAUUAUUCUCGAUUUGGUCGACGCCUUUGAGGAACUUGAAGAGCUCUUUUUGUCUCAUGCAGGACCAGUCUCAGCACUUCGGCUUUGGGAAAUCCUCGCUCGUCUUCAUACUACUCUCAGGAGACUUGUCUGUCACCAAAGGACCAUCAGGCUGGAGCAGGAUCCACCAGGGUUAUGUGAUUUGGCGGAUCUAAGCAUCUAUGGACGGGACAUGCGCCGAAUAAAGAAAGAUCCCUCACAGAAUCCUCUUGCAGAGCUUGACCUUGAGUUUAUUGGCCUGGCUUGUAUCCCAGGGCGUAUGAAAUACAUCCUGCUCCCCUUCACAUCCAAGACCUCAUUGAAGGCAAUUCACAUCCGCCAAACCAUGUCAGAUGUCAGCAACUUCGGCUCUUGGGCGCUCGUCGAAAUCUUGGCACCAUCGAUUUCUCGCGCAAACAGCGAUGCCUCAUCCGACUCGGACUUGACUACCUACACGGAAGACUCAGAUCCUGGACCCGAUUGGGACUUGGAUUUUACGCAGCGCGAACCCGAACUACGCAACGAAUUCCGCCACUUUGCCGAAUGGGCCUUCGGACCGGAUGGGAUCCCAUCACUGGACAUCAUCGCCUUCGGAGAUUUAGCUUACGGUGGUUGGGAGAACAGCCGCAAUGUCCUUCUCGGGAGAAACACGAGUGGGACGAGCAACUUUCGGAUGCUUGACGCGAAGGCAGGGGAAUGGAAAGAUGCCCUCGACAAGUAUCAUGUUGUGAUGGGAGCCUGUCCCGUAGGGCACCUUUUUACGUUUUGA
Fusarium falciforme is the source of this 1392-nucleotide messenger RNA. RefSeq lists its product as hypothetical. Bases 1 to 1392 code for a protein of 463 amino acids. The transcript is spliced from 2 exons. The record is from RefSeq and is a predicted model, not a curated record. NCBI's taxonomy places the organism in Eukaryota, Fungi, Ascomycota, Sordariomycetes, Hypocreales, Nectriaceae.